Messenger RNA from Symbiodinium sp. CCMP2592, 4125 nucleotides. The record is from the annotation of a GenBank genome assembly. Lineage: Eukaryota; Dinophyceae; Suessiales; Symbiodiniaceae.
AUGAUUGCUGCAUGGUGGACGUUGCUCGCUUGCUUCGGCAUACAAGCAGCACGUGCAGGCCUCACUGUGGAGUACCUGGUGGUAGCCGGAGGCGGAGGUGGGGGCUCGGGUGGCGGUGGCGCUGGCGGAGUACUGCAAGACUCAGUCGAAAUCCUUCCUGGCUCGGUGUGGGAGGUGGUGGUGGGGGCCGGUGGCAUCGGAGGCUACGGAGGCUCUCCGUUCGGGCUGGUGCCUCCGAACCCGGUGCAGUCUACAAGCGGAGGGAAUUCCGUCUUGGGACCGAUCGUUUCCUUUGGUGGCGGAUUCGGUGCCGGAGUCACGCGAGUCCCAGGUAAUGGUGGCUCCGGCGGAGGCGGUGGCUUUGACCGUCCCAACAUCAAUCCAGGUCGCGGCACGCCUGGGCAAGGCAACGAUGGUGGCAUUUCCGACACAGACAGCUUCGGGGCAGGCGGCGGUGGAGGCGGAGCUGGACAAGCUGGAUCCAAUGCUCCUGCAAUUCACCUGGGCGGAAAUGGAGGAGAUGGUGUAGAGUCCAAUAUCACUGGGACGGUGCAGUGGUUCGGUGGGGGAGGGGGCGGAGGUGUCAACCAGAACAAUGGCCAAGUGGUCCCGAAUGGUGGCGGCAUUGGGGGCAUGGGAGGGGGAGGAAACGGAAGCAGCUUCGGCAUUCCGGUGGUGGCACAGAUCCCGAAUGUACCGAGGCAGGGGACGGUGGUUCUGGCCUUGUUGCACCUCGCCUUAGUCUUGGAAAACGACCCUCGUCAGGCCGUAGCUCCGCUUCUUUCCAUUUCGUCCACCGCGCAGCUCAUCAUGUCGUUCCAGACGUGUAACUACUGGGGCGAUCCGCACUACACUGCGAGCUGGGGUCCGCAUGGCCGAUUCGACUAUCAGGGCCUCGGUGUCCACGAGGUGGUGAACAACAGCCAGAGCUGCCAGAGCUUCCGGAUGCAGGCAUUCCAUUGCCAGUACCGAAGGACCUCGAAUGCUGUGACACUUGGCGUGGCGUUCCUGCUCGACAACAACACUCGUGUUUUCAUGAACGACUCUUUCGUCUCCGUGACGCCAGGCGGCGAGGGUCGCGUGACAGUGAGCGGACCCCUCACCAACGCCCAGCUCAGCAGCGGCGUGGACAUCCAGACAGGUGAUAGCUGCAACUUCGCAAGCAUCAACGGGGUGCGCAUUCGUGGGAAGCCUGGGUACAUCUUGAACGCGCAGAUCCGGGCGCACGAGGAGGUGGACGCCCCACAGGGUAUUUGUGGAGCCGAGUUCUUGGUCUCCACCUUUGUCAGCGAUUCCGCCGACUACCUCUUCACAGACGAGGAGUUCGUAGACAUGUGCAACCACUGCGAAUCCUUCGGAGGUACCGGCUCCCCUGGGUGUCCCGGCGUCACCACGACCACUUCGGUGCCGGUGGCUCUCAGCGACCGGUGCAGCUUUGCGCGGCCAGGCGUGAAUGCAAACAUCCCUGGCACCCUAAGCAUCCUGGAGGAGUGCCAGAUCAGCAGCGGAACAUCACCGUUCGAUGAGUAUGUGCAGAAGCAGCCCACUGCAAACCUUUCGAGCUUCGAUGACGUGUGUGUCUUCUACUUCGACUCAAGCAGCGGCAUCAAGAGUUGCAACGCCGUCUGCAGCUUGCUUGGGACCACUUGCAACAAUUUCCUGGGGCGGGUCGGAGUAGGUGCCUCAGGAAGCUGUGCUACGGCGACCAGCGACUUUGCUGACUGUGAUUCCGAGCCCGUCGGUGAGGCCAUCUGUGCCUGCAACAUCAACCAGGAUUUCAUCCCAAACGCCGGCGAGAGCAUCCAAGACAUCGCGGCAGCUGCGCAGGCAGACCCUAAUAUCAACUUCGAAGAUGCUGUGGGCAACUGCAGCACCGGAUGGCUGGAGGGAGUGGUGCUCCCGGCGAACUUGUCGAACACAUCGAUCACUUUGACCGUGGAGCAGUUCAACGUGCUAAGCUGCGUCGCUGACUGGGUCUUCGCCGAGCCGGAGGACCGAGCUGCUAUUGUCGAGAUCACGCAGGAGCAAGAUCCAGUCAUUCCGCCAAAUCAGUGCCAAGGCACCGACGGAGCGCAGCUGGAGGAUCACCGGCUUGAUUUCCUGUGCAAACUUUUCAUGCACUAUCGCAACGACCAAUACUGCAACCACAGCUGCACCUACGACCACCACUACGGCUGCACCUACAACCAGCACCACACCAGCACCCACGACCACUACCACAGCCGCCGGCACAACAUCCACUACCACGGCCGCAAUCACCACUUCAACCACCACAGCCGCACCCACGACCACCACCACAGCUGCGCCUACGACCACCACUACAGCUGCACCUACAACCACCACCACGCCAGCACCCACAACCACUACCACAACCGCCGGCACAACAUCCACCACAGCAUUGCCUACGACCACUACCACGGCCGCAAUCACCACUUCAACCACCACAGCCGCACCCACGACCACCACCACAGCUGCGCCUACGACCACCACUACAGCUGCACCUACAACCACCACCACACCAGCACCCACGACCACUACCACAGCCGCGGGCACAACAUCCACCACAGCAUUGCCUACGACCACUACCACGGCCGCAAUCACCACUUCAACCACCACAGCCGCACCCACGACCACCACCACAGCUGCGCCUACGACCACAACUACAGCUGCACCUGCAACCACCACCACAGCUGCGCCGGCGACCACCACCACGGCACCUGGUACAACUACAACUCUUACUACGGAUCUGCCCUGGAGAUCGAAGACGACGAAGACGACUUCGAUGACACGGAGGAGGGCGCGUUCUUGCAAGAUCCGCGGUGUGAAAAGGACGAUGACACGUGUGAGGACGAGCUUUUGGAAUUUGAGGAUGACGACACGGAUGCGCUCGAGACAUUCCUGAGCCGGCUGCCAGCAUGGAGGGGAGGCCAGCGCGAGAACGGCCGCAACGCGCCAAGCGAGUCUCCCGAGCGAGACGGUCAAGGAUUCACGUGUCAGUAUGCUCUCAUAUUAAGAGUGUCGUUGUUUCCUCGUGAUUCCACCGAUGGCUAUCUGCUUCGCAUCAAGAGGGUGUGCGGUUGGGUCUUUGACCCUCCAUACCACGAUGUGGCCACGACGGAGUUCAGCCGGGAACGUUUCGUGGAUGUGCUGGAGAUUGGUGCGAAGGCAAUCUCGGAAGGAUGCACUCAUGCCAUGGCUUUUGAGCUGAAGAUGGGGGCAGGGGACGUGGGUGAAGGCGGAGGGUCAUGGUCCAUGAGCAUGGAGGCAAGCGUGAAGGCGGCCUCGGGUGCGGUGGAGAGCAACGGCCUUUCAAUGCUCGACAUUGCCAAGCAUGCGGUGCGAACGGUGAUCCAGACGCUCGAUUCACAGGACCGUCUCUGCGUCAUCACCUUCUGCAGACAAGCUGAACUUGUCCUUCCACUUCUCCCAAUGGACGAGGAGGGCAAAGCUCGGGCGGAGCAGGUCCUCGAGAAGAUGACCUUCGGUAGCGGCACUGCGCUGUGGCAGGGUCUCAACGCCAGUUUCCGUGAGCUCCACAGCAAGCAGCGGGAGGGUAGCUUCUGCCACACCAUGCUUCUGACAGACGGCGAGACCGAAGAUAGCGCUCAGAUCAUGCAGCAUCUACAGGACGCCAAGGCUGGCUACGGAGGUGAGAUCCCGGGAACUGUCAGCACCUUCGGCUUCGGCUACGAGAUUGACAGCAAGCUCUUGGUCAAAGUCGCUUCUUUCUGUGAUGGAACCUAUGCUUUCAUCCCUGAUGCUGGCUUCGUCGGUACGAUCUUCGUGAACUCCAUCAGCAACCUCCUUGCCACCAGUGGCAUGAACGCGAAGCUCCAGGUGAAGCCCUUGGAGGCCGUUCAGCGGGUGCUUGGUGGCUUUGCGCGGGUCCUGGUGCGGCAGCCGGAUUUCGUGGACAGGGCGAUUUCGGAGGCCGGAAUUUGUGGACAAGGCGACUUCGGAGAGCGCAAUUCGUGGACAAGGCGAUUUCGGUGGGCGGAAUUCGUGGACAAGGCGACCUCCGAAAAAUCGCUUUGUCCACGAAUCAGUCCACGAAUGGCGGAGUUCGUGGACAAGGCGAUUUCGGAGGGCGGAAUUCGUGGACAAGGCGAUUUCGGUGGGUAUUAG